This is a messenger RNA of Carica papaya (papaya), 754 nucleotides long. RefSeq lists its product as uncharacterized. NCBI's taxonomy places the organism in Eukaryota, Viridiplantae, Streptophyta, Magnoliopsida, Brassicales, Caricaceae. The record is from RefSeq and is a predicted model, not a curated record.
AUUACAUUAAUUCAAGGAAAGAAGAAAACCCAAGAAAAAAGGAGAAAUGCCAAUAAAACCUUGCUGUCCUAUGAAUAGGUCACAGGAAAAAUGUCCGCAGAAUCUGAGAUGCCAGAAAUUAUUACAUGUUACUUGGAACACCAUUAAAAUCUCCUUAAUCUCAGAACCUUCACUACCUUAUAUUACCCAUUUUACUCCUCCACCUUCCAAAUCCUCAGCCUCAGACUUCUAUAUAUAUACAUAUAUAUAAGUGAAUAAAACUCACAUUCUGACAGAGGAUCUUGUAUAGAAGUUACAAACCGACCCGCCACCACGAUCCUCCGCAGCUCGCCCGUUCUCCAUUCUUGACAAAUAAUAAUGGGAGGCUGCGCGAGCAAACCUAAAGAUUCUGACAUCCUUGAAAAUUCCGUCUCCAGGGAAGUCCCCGACUCACCCAAGAAGCCCGAACCUGAGGCUGUGACUCAGACGCCACCAAAGGAAGAAACCAAUGAAGGGGAGAAGCAAAACGAAGCACCGUUGGUAGACUUGUCCGAGCCCAAGAAAGAGGGUGAGUCGGUUGACGCGUCCUCUGACUCAGUACCCUCCAAGACCGCGGAGACACAGACAGGAAGCGUUGAAUCCCCUGCCAAGAAAGCUGAGGAAGGAGAUGUGGAGAAAACCCCUGAGCCGGCAAAGGAGGAGGAGAAAACUGAAGCUAAUCCCAGCUCAGACAAAGACAAAAGCGAUGCACCUCUUGUUACAAUCUGAUCGAAAA